Menidia menidia (Atlantic silverside) is the source of this 231-nucleotide messenger RNA. Lineage: Eukaryota; Metazoa; Chordata; Actinopteri; Atheriniformes; Atherinopsidae. The record is from the annotation of a GenBank genome assembly.
AUGGCUACAGAUUUGGAAAGAUUUGCUUCUUUCGAGGAAGCCCACUACGACCAAUAUGACUAUUACAACCUGAACGAGUACUCGGGCCACGCUGCCGGAAAAGGGAGGACCAAGAGGGAGAUGGAGCUGAACACCAACCGCCAUUGCCCCUCUGGACACGAGAGGAAGAUAGCAGAGAAAUUUCACAACAGCCAAGAGAAACGCAGGCGAACCAAGAGCUCCUCGUCGUGA